Messenger RNA from Ogataea philodendri, 1083 nucleotides. RefSeq lists its product as uncharacterized. The coding region runs from base 1 to 1083 and encodes 360 amino acids. NCBI's taxonomy places the organism in Eukaryota, Fungi, Ascomycota, Pichiomycetes, Pichiales, Pichiaceae. The transcript is spliced from 4 exons. The record is from RefSeq and is a predicted model, not a curated record.
AUGUUGCAAGACGCUUUUUCCGACUCGAGCUCUGACUCGGGCUCGUCUGGUUGUUCUGGAGACUGCUCCGGCUUGACUUCCUCGACCUGCUGGUUUAGCGUUGGCUCCGGGAUAGAAAUGGUUCCGACCGACUUGAAGAUCAUCUCCUCGUGGUCAGAAUCAGGCUGUUCUUGUUCCUCUGGUUGUUCUGGUUCCUCUUCGGCCUCAACAACCGGGUCCUCAAUUUUCACCUUUUUAACACUGCGUUCUUCCUCAACCAACGGUCUCUUCAAGUCCUCGACUUCUGGCUCCUCUUCGGGCUCCUGUAUCUCAAUUGCCCGUUUCUGGGGGAGCAGCGGAAGUCUUGGGUUCAAAAAUACGCUCAUCAGCUCGUCGUCGUUGCUCAAGAGCUGUUUCACCAUUGGUAGCACGCUGGCAUGUGCUUCCUUGUUAGGGAACAACAGUGCGGCAUACAACAGCUCCUUAACCUCAGCGCCGUUCACAGCAUCGAGAAUUACCAUCCGUAUCGGUACGGCCAGAAACUCAACUAACAAGUUGACCAGCACCUCUAUCCGGGAAACAACCUUCAACACCUCAACAGAGCUCUCGUUCAAGUCCACUUGCAACGGAGAGAAGGUUGGCUGGAAGUCUGCAGGGAUUGACGGUAGUGCGUUAAAUUGCAACCACAAGUCUUCAUCCUCUUCCAAACUCAUAAACUCGGUCUCGCUUGGGCUGUUUUUGGUCAGGUUAAAAGAGAUUAGGGCCAGAGACUUGAGGAUUUUAUGUUGCAAGGCCGAAUCGAAUUUCUGGAAGUUCUGGUUAUUGAUGAUCGAAACCAAGGCAGUCUCAAACUUUGACCCAAAUGGACGGAACGUGGUGGAGUUGUUGGCCAACAGGUUGUAUAGAAGCGAGAUGGUUUUAUCAGGAAUUAAAGUGACGUUUUCCAACAAUGAUCCAAUGAUCGCUGGUAGUUUCGGGGUCAAAGUUUGUCUUGUGAGGGUCUGUUUACCUCUAAUGUUGCCGAUAAUAAAUUCCAAGGCGUCGCAACAGCUCUCCAGGGUCUUGAUUGCAGGGACUGGAGCAGAAGCUUCAUCUUUGAUAUAA